UUUAAAUGGAUCAAGAGAUACAUAAAAGGAAGCUUAUCUGAUGAAGAACCUUGUUAAAAAUAUUGAAGAGAGGUUUGAAUACAUGAAUCCAUUCAAUGGGAACCGCCUGGCUAAGUACUACAUAGACAGAAUUUCACGGAAGAAAGCUAAUUAUUCUAAAAUGCAUCCUUCAUUUGAUAGCUGCGCUAGAUGGAUAAAUUUGAAACAAAAGAACAUGGAUAAAUUGAGAAUAAUCUCAGACCUCCUAAAACCCAAAAAGACCCACAACAGACCAAUCCCUUGAUGUGACCUCCUAAAUGGGUCUUCCUCCACUUCAAAAAUCCUGCAAAUACUAAGCUCACUCAACUCUUCAAUUUGCUUAUCCAAACGAUCGCUCUCUCCCUCAUUAUUCAUAAAAAUCCUACUCACAACCAAGCAUCUCACUCAACUCAAAUUUGCCUUACUCAAAAUAGAUCCACUGCCUUCCUCAAGAAGAAGGAGGCUUCUGCAGUCAGUACCAGAAGGGGUAAAUCUGGAUUUGGAGUCGAUGAAAUUCUCAGAUAGUGGAAGUGCGAAUAGAGCAGAUUUGUGUACAAAUGUGGUGGAGUUUGUACUGGGGUUGGUUGAAUCUGGGUUUUGAAGGAAAUUGAAGAAGGUGGUAUUUGCAAUGAUGAGGUUAAACCCUAAAGAAGUUCAAAAGAUUAUUGAAAGAAAAUACAUUCCUUCAACGAUAGAAAUAAUGCUGGCGUGGCCAUCUAGUAAGAUUGUGUUCAGUAAAUCCAAAAAUGGAACAGUUCAAACCAAAAAGUUUGAUUUUUAA
Messenger RNA from Moneuplotes crassus, 799 nucleotides. NCBI's taxonomy places the organism in Eukaryota, Ciliophora, Spirotrichea, Euplotida, Euplotidae. The record is from the annotation of a GenBank genome assembly.